UUGCAAAGAGGGAGUCAGAGACACGGAGAAUAAGCGCAUUCUGAAAAGAGCUGCUUAUCGAAUCGGAACCACACUUCAAGAGCUGGGGUCGGAGACGUGGGUUUGUGGAAUGCCACCAGUCCGGGCAUGCUAUAACAGACUGUAACAGUAUUUGGUAGAUCGGGAGAGUUGACUGGUAUAGUGCUGUGUGACCCCAGCAUACCUUCAGACACAGAGCACGGAUGAUAACAACGCUUGCUGGAGUAGUAUACAGGCGAGCUGAGGAUACAGCGGGUAAGAAUCCGGACAGGGCAGCGAGGCUAACAUCAACAACACACAAUGGUUCUGCAAAACAGUGGAAGAUUCAAAGCGGAUCGUGACUGGGGCAAGAGCGGAGACCAGAAAACCAGCAGGAUGAAGCUUCGACGAUGUCCGCUCUUAAGCGCCUGGAGCGCAGCCAGUUCACAGACGAGAUGGACGCGUGCUUCGGCUUCGAGAGGAUGAAAGAUCCGGGAGAGAAGACAGGCUGGCUCAUCAACAUGCACCCGGAAUGAUCACGUUCUCCCAGGAGUACGUCUCCAGCGAGCUCACCCAGAACUUCUUCACCAUCACCCAGAAGAUGCAAAAGAAGGUGACUAGUUCGAGGAACGCCACAGAGACCUCGGAAAUGUUCCCAGUACUGCCGGGAUCCCACCUGCCCCUCAGCAACCCAGCGCUGGAGUUCAUCAAAUAUGUCUGCAAGGACGGAAUGGUGACUCUGCAGUGGUUCUGCUCUAACUGCCAGGCGCAGUACGAGACGGACAGCAUCAAGACUGCCCUGGUGGAGGCUCUACAGAAGAAGCUCCUGACCUACACCCUGCAGGACCUGGGCUUUUCCAAGCAGAUCAGCGUCUUCCGGAACAUCACUGUUCACUACAGCAUGCCCUUCCUGCGGGAGAACAUCGACUGGAUGCUGCAGAUGAACCCUGAGCUGGGCAAGGAGAAGGCAUGACCCCCACCAAACAGAGCAGCCUGGAACUGCAGUGUCCCCCUGGA
Molecule: messenger RNA, 1014 nt
Organism: Polyodon spathula (Mississippi paddlefish)
Lineage: Eukaryota; Metazoa; Chordata; Actinopteri; Acipenseriformes; Polyodontidae
Product: DNA polymerase epsilon catalytic subunit A-like
Exons: 5
Coding region: 530-970 (146 amino acids)
Biological process (GO): base-excision repair, gap-filling; DNA replication proofreading; DNA replication
Cellular component (GO): epsilon DNA polymerase complex
Molecular function (GO): single-stranded DNA 3'-5' DNA exonuclease activity; DNA binding; DNA-directed DNA polymerase activity
Source: RefSeq, a predicted model, not a curated record